Molecule: messenger RNA, 1142 nt
Organism: Arabidopsis arenosa
Lineage: Eukaryota; Viridiplantae; Streptophyta; Magnoliopsida; Brassicales; Brassicaceae
Source: the annotation of a GenBank genome assembly
AGCCGGAAAGUGGUAUGGAGGUCACAAAUACCAGCAGCAUCAUGUGGUUCUUCAGGGACAAAGGUUUCGAUGAUCCGACUAUCGACAAGAUGUUGAGAAAAUGCAAGCAGUUGGACAAGGCCCAAAGCGAUGUGGCAUCUGAAAACUGGGACUACCUGAGGAACAUUGUCGGUAUCCAAGAGAGAAAACUCCCUUACAUCGUCUCCCGAUGCCCCAAAAUCCUGACUUUACGCCUCGAUGAGAGACUCAUCCCCAUGGUCGAGUGCCUCUCCAGUCUAGGAAGGAAUCCUCGGGAAGUUGCAUCCGCCAUUAACAAGUUUCCUCCAAUUCUCUCUCAUAGCGUGGAGGAGAAACUCUGCCCUCUUCUUGCUUUCUUUCAAGCGUUGGGUGUGCCUGAGACUCAACUUGGCAAAAUGAUACUUUUUAACCCAAGGCUUAUCAGCUACAGCAUCGACACCAAGCUGACAGUGAUCGUCAGCUUUCUUGCUAGUCUUGGCCUUGACCAAGAUGGGAUGAUCGGCAAAGUUCUGGUCAAGAACCCAUUUCUUAUGGGGUAUAGUGUUGAUAAAAGGUUACGGCCUACCACUGAGUUCUUGAAAUCAUCCGUUGGUCUGAGUGAGGAUGGCAUUCAGUCGGUGGUCAUGAAUUUCCCACAACUUUUGUGCAGAGACGUUUACAAGAUUCUGAAACCAAAUUAUGAUUAUUUGAGGGAGUGUGGCUUUGGAGAUUCCCAGAUAGCAACCAUGGUGACUGGUUAUCCCCAAAUUUUGAUUAAGAGUAUUAAGAAUUCACUACAACCUAGGAUCAGAUUCCUAGUCCAGGUGAUGGGAAGAGGCUUGGAUGAAGUGGCUUCUUAUCCUGAAUUCUUUCACCAUGGAUUGAAGAAGAAGGUAGAAUCAAGGUUUAAACUUGUUAAAAAGAACAACAUUGUCUGCAGCCUUAGAGAAAUGCUGGACUGUAACACAAAGAAAUUCCAUGAGAAGUUUGGCUUUUCAGAGGUAACUGCAAGCUUCUAGCUUUUAUAUCUCUCUAGUUUUCCUUCAUCAGGCUCUCUCUGUAAGCUAUUUUCAGCUUGUGCACCAAUUUCUGGCACGAACUUUUUCCUUCACUGAUUGUGAUAUCAAUAGAGUGUUUUCCAGAUA